GAUUCUCUCAGCUUGGAGCAGUUCCUUUCUUACUUAGAGAGAGAGAACCAACCAAGCUGAUAAUUCAUAUUCAUAUUCUUCAUCCCAAUUCUGUCUUGUCUUCCUAACAACAAAAAUGCUGUCUCUCUCGCCGUCUUCUAAUGGCUAUACACGUCUUCACUCCCUUACCAAAAUAUCCACAUCCCCCACUCCCACCUACCGUCUUUCUCCGACUCGACUCACCCCAACUCGCUGUGUCUACAAGUUUGACUCGCCCAGCAACGUCAACGCCACUCCUUCUACCGGAUUCAACUUCUCCGCCGGCCUCGUCUCCGGUCGAGCCGAAUGGCAGAGCACUUGCUCCAUACUAGCCAGCAAGGUAGUUUCUCAACAACAGGACACCGAGAAGAGCAGCGGCGCCGACGUCGCCAAUAUCAACGGCCAUCAAACACUAGAUCUCGUCCCAAUCGACAAGAAUAACAAACUCCCACUCCCUAAGGCUCUCACCGUUGCAGACUUAUCUCCGGCGCCUUUGCACGGAUCCAAUCUCCGAGUCGCUUAUCAAGGUGUUCCUGGAGCCUAUAGUGAAGCCGCCGCAGGCAAGGCCUAUCCGAACUGCGAAGCCAUUCCUUGUGAUCAAUUCGAAGUUGCUUUCCAAGCCGUCGAGCUCUGGAUUGCCGAUCGCGCCGUCUUACCUGUAGAAAACUCCCUCGGCGGCAGCAUUCAUCGGAAUUACGACCUCCUUCUCCGUCACAGGUUACACAUAGUCGGUGAAGUUCAGCUUCCCGUUCAUCACUGCUUAUUAGCACUCCCUGGAGUUCGAAAGGAAUACCUAACACGAGUAAUUAGCCAUCCACAAGCCCUAUCACAAUGCGAACACACACUCACCAAAUUAAACCUAAACGUCGCGCGUGAGGCCGUCGACGAUACAGCAGGUGCGGCGGAAUACGUAGCUGCGAAUGGACUACGGAAUACGGCCGCAAUCGCCUCGGCUCGCGCGGCGGAGCUGUAUGGAUUGGAGAUCCUGGAAGACGGAAUACAAGACGAUUCAGGAAAUGUUACUCGAUUCGUGAUGCUAGCGCGUGAACCGAUAAUUCCACGAACAGAUCGGCCGUUCAAGACGAGUAUUGUGUUCGCGCAUGAUAAAGGAACUUCGGUACUGUUCAAGGUUCUAUCGGCAUUUGCUUUUCGGAAUAUAAGUUUGACGAAAAUAGAGAGCAGGCCGCAUCGGAAUCGGCCGAUCAGGUUCGUGGACGACGGGAGCGUUGGGACGGCGAAGCAUUUUGAGUACAUGUUCUAUGUUGACUUUGAAGCAUCAAUGGCGGAAAUUAGGGCACAGAAUGCACUUGCAGAGGUGCAAGAAUUUACAUCUUUCUUAAGAGUAUUGGGCAGUUAUCCUGUGGAUAUGACUCCAUGGUGUCCCCCCGCUGGAGGAGCUGGAGAUUAACGGAGAGGAUUUUCUCGAUAAAUAAAAUUAAAUAUAUAUAAAAUAAAUGAUGAUUUGUGAGUAAUUUGGAAUUUUACCAUCCUUUUUAUUAUUGCGUCUUUUCCAUUUAUAUCCUCCACUUAGUUUGGAAAAUUCUUAAACUAACGGUAGGGUUAAAAAUGGAAAGUCCAGAUCAAAUGUAAUUUCUAUAACAUUGUUAAUAUUAUUAGAACUAUCUAUUGUGUUA
Messenger RNA from Impatiens glandulifera, 1652 nucleotides. Its product is annotated as arogenate dehydratase 1-like. The transcript has a single exon. Gene Ontology annotation, cellular component: cytoplasm; chloroplast. Lineage: Eukaryota; Viridiplantae; Streptophyta; Magnoliopsida; Ericales; Balsaminaceae. The coding region runs from base 116 to 1426 and encodes 436 amino acids. Gene Ontology annotation, molecular function: arogenate dehydratase activity; prephenate dehydratase activity. The record is from RefSeq and is a predicted model, not a curated record. Gene Ontology annotation, biological process: L-phenylalanine biosynthetic process.